AUGUUCCCGUGCAAAGAUGAUGAGUUUACAAUCGAGGUAUCCUUUCUGACUGGUGCAGCACCUCGUGUUGAAUGGCUCACUGUCAAGGAUUCAGACCUGGUCCAGGAUGUGAAGGACCGUCUGCGCGAGUUGCGGAAGCUGAAUGGAGCGACGGGAGUGAAGCUUAUCUUCCAGGGCUCUGCGCUCCCUGACGGCCGCACUCUCAAGUCAUUGGGCGUAGGCACUGCAAGAGGCUCCCUUGUGUAUGUGGUUGAGGCAGAGGGAGCAGGGAGCUCGGCCUCCCACAGAGGAGGAGGCUUGAGGAUCCUGAACCUGACAGGUGGCCAUGUGACGGUCCCAGCGCAAAACUUCGACACUCUCCGCGACGAAGAGCGCCUGGAUGCUUAUGGCAUUGUGGCAGAUACGUCCACCGUCUAUCUCCUCCCGAGCCCUUCCAGCGAAGUGUCACACGGACCCGCCCCAGAAGGGAAAUUGCCUGCGAAGGAAUGUGAUGAGUGUGUUGGGGUUGCCGGCGUUUUCCCUGGAAUGCUCAUUGAGAGGAGGAUCGACAGUUUUUGGUUUCCUGCCAAAGUUCUAAAGGCGACGCAAGCGGACGUUCUGAAGGUUGAUAUGCAGUACCUGGAUGAUGGAAACGUUGAGCAUGGAGUUGAUUGGGUGGAGUGCCGCUGCGCGCCUGCAUAG
This is a messenger RNA of Symbiodinium natans, 681 nucleotides long. The record is from the annotation of a GenBank genome assembly. NCBI's taxonomy places the organism in Eukaryota, Dinophyceae, Suessiales, Symbiodiniaceae.